UUCUUUCAGAUGUCAGACGUGAAGGCAUUUCUCUACGAGAUAUGCAUCCCACUAAUCGGAAUACUAUGUGUCUUAGCUGCAGUUCUGAACACCGCUGUAUUCCUGUCCAGAUUUCAUGUGAAAUCACGAUCAGCCACCUUGGAACUCACCUAUUCUUUGGCACUCUCGGACACUUGGACGAGUUUGGUCAUAGCGAUCUCGUUAAUAUGGAACUCGUACAAACCAGUGGUACUGCAGAUACAUCAUAGCACAUAUUGCUUCCCGCUAACUUUGGAGGCAUUCCGAACUGGCGGUCUACUUACGGGCAUUCUCCAUCUCACGGCUCUAGCUUUUGCUCAUUAUUUGCAAAUCCGAAGGCCAUUUGAUCAUCAAAAGUUGUUGUCAUUGAGAACAGUACAGGUGAUUGUGUUUCUCAUUUGGGCUUUGCCUCCUCUGAGUCUCAUUAUUUACUCCAGUAGCUGGCCGGGACAAGGUUAUAGGAACGACGCUUGCAUUGGCAUCGCUUUUUACGAGAAUUUCUAUUUUCGUGCUCUAAUCUCACUGAUCAUUAUUGUGCUGAUGAUUACCACAAGCAUUCUUUACUGGAAAAUGCUGUCAAAACUCACUGAGGUUCGCUCAAAAACCACUGCCGCGACAUCUGUACGAGGUCGACGUACUGUCGUGACGGCGGCACUAAUUUUCGGCACGUUCCUGGUUGGAUGGAUGCCAGCUAGCAUCCUAUUUCUGUUGACCGCCGACGGAAUGCCGCUGUUCCGGAAGUCCGGCCUACUCGUUAAUGUGCUUUCAAUCGUGGUCCUUAUUAACAUCAUGAUCAAAUCAAUGACAAAUCCGAUCAUCUAUGCUACAAGGAUUCCCGAAAUCCGACAUUUCGUGCUGCAUCGACUGCUCUGGAAAAUCUUAGUCACGAUUAGUAGUGAUGGGAAACUAUCACAACCGAAAUGCAAGAAAAUCGCACACUCACCAGGCGGUGAGAUCGCUCGAGAAAGAAUAAAACUGCAAGAUUGA
This is a messenger RNA of Cylicocyclus nassatus, 1005 nucleotides long. Lineage: Eukaryota; Metazoa; Nematoda; Chromadorea; Rhabditida; Strongylidae. The record is from the annotation of a GenBank genome assembly.